Molecule: messenger RNA, 2573 nt
Organism: Hypanus sabinus (Atlantic stingray)
Lineage: Eukaryota; Metazoa; Chordata; Chondrichthyes; Myliobatiformes; Dasyatidae
Exons: 5
Coding region: 198-1145 (315 amino acids)
Biological process (GO): regulation of actin cytoskeleton organization; regulation of bone resorption; regulation of osteoclast development
Cellular component (GO): plasma membrane
Source: RefSeq, a predicted model, not a curated record
CCUUCCAUUUACUCUAUUAUGGACGGCUAAUUACUAAUGUGUCUGUUCAUGCACUAUAUCACCCUGUCAGUCUACCCCUGCCAAGUUUAAAAUUAGUAACUGUAAGGGUUGCACCGUCUUUGGAGGAAGUGAAGAAACGUUUCCAGUAACUUCUGCGCUUCAGUACACGAGGAAGAAUCCACAGUGUCGUCUUGGCGAUGCUGUCUCUCCGGGUUUGUCUCUGCACUCUCCUGUUGUCCGUCUCAAUCCGGGGAUACAACUAUUCGGUGAAUGGUUGGUCAAUGUCCGGUGCUGAUGUGGUAACUGCGGUAGAAGGGUCCUCAGCUGUCCUGCCGUAUACUUUCACCCACCCACCUACUGACCUCGCACUCACCGGCUCCGUGAUCUGGUACAGGAAGGAAUCAAAUGAUGAUAUUCUGUUGUUCAACUGCACAUUUCCCGGAGCCGGUGGCUUUGCGUGCGAUGAGGUGACACCGAAGGGUGGAGGAAGUCGGAUUGUAUUCGUGGGGAACAUCAGUCAGAGGGACAUAUCGAUAAUGGUGGAACGUCUGAGCCGGGAGGACAGUGACUGGUAUCGGUGCCGGGUGGAGCUUAAUAUCGGAAGGAUUGAGACUCCGAUUCCAACGGAGCUGUCUGUGAGAGUUCCCGGCGAGAGUGUUUCAGUGCUGAAUGGAACUGAAGGAGCUUCGGCCGUGUUACCCUGUGUGUUCAGAAGGCCCCGGCAUUACCCGAUCCCGUACACGGUGACGUGGAUGAGGAAGGAUCCCUACCGACACAUCGUCACCUUCAGGUACCAAGGAAGUGGAUCGUGGGCAGCAGAGAACGGAGCGACUCGGUACGAGCUCGUCGGGGACCCAGAACUGGGAAAUGCCACAACCAGGUUAAAGCAGCUGAGUGCGGAGGACAGUCACAACUACCUGUGUCUGGCCGAGUUCAGAAGAUCUGUUUACUUUUUCUCCAGUUCCUACACAGUAAACGAACCAGUUUUUUUUUUGUCCCAGUAUGAGACCCAACUGUGGAUCAGACCAGCCCCGAAGGAUUUCCCCGUUCUGAUGUUGUGUAUCCCACUCGGACUAAAAACCCUCGCCCUUUUCGUGACGGGCGUCGCUUUCUACAUUGAUAGACUCAGAACGGGACGAGACUGAGCUACCACAGGAAGCUGAGAAGACCAGUGUACCAAAAAACCAGAAGACGCUAAGAUAUAGGAGCAGAAUUAGGGCAUUUGGCCCUUCGAGUCUGCUCCGCCAUUUCAUCAUGCCUGAUCCAGUUUUCAUCCCAGCUCCAGUAUCCUGCCGUUUCCCCAUAUCCCUUCAUGCCCUGACCAAUCAAGAAUAUGUCACCAUAUUGCUAGUGUCUUCACAGUGAAGACUGAUGCAACGUACAUAUUCAGUUCGUUUACCGUUUCCUUGUGGCCCAUGAUUACCUCUCCAGCAUUAUUGUCCAGCAUCACCUCGGUACCGAUUUGAGCAAGACGGGUCCUGGUUAGAUGCUGCCGCUUGACUAUGCGUUGGACUUGCGUAAGUAAGAUUCAGGAGGAGGCCCUUCAACAGGACUGUUGAUUCAUUUUUAUUAAUGCCGCCUGACCUGCUAAAUUCCUCCAGCAUUGUGUGGGUGUUGCUGAGGAAAGGUAUAAUUCCAACAAGUGGAAUAUUUUCCUUUUCACCACCCAUUUUGUGCCCAUUAGUCCCCAUCACCUACUCAUUCCCAAAGAGGUCUAAUCUACAUCCCUUUCUUAAUAGUUCAGCAUGAACUAGAGAAGCUGAUUUGCCUCUUUCCGUGCAGUAGCUAUGACUUUUCCCUCUUAAGGGUUACAUCCCUGGUCACUGCUCACCACGGUCUCUUCAGCCUGAGUCGCUACUCCCUGAUGACCAUCCCUUCUGCCCAUGAUUGUUCCAGGGUAAACCAUGACCAACAUUAUUGAUAGACUAUAUUCACUACUCUCUGCAGUUUCUUGCAUUGUAGUGAGUUAGUAUCGCCGUAUUCGAGACAAUGAUUCUACCUGUUAGGAUACCGUUAACAGUGCGUCUGAAGAAAUGUGUUAAAUGUAUUUGGUUACAAUCCCGGAGCCUUCAAAGAAAGCAGAGACAUUGGCGUGUCCUCUUCAUAAUUGCAUCUAUGUACUGGGCCCAGAAGAAGCUAUCCCAGAUGUUAACAUACAGAAAUCUAAAGAUGUUGAUUCUCUCCAUCUUUGACUCAGUAAUACAAACUGGCAGUUCCAUUUCUGAAGUCAAUGAUUGGGUCGAUGGCUUUGCCGACGAUGAGCAAACGGUUUUAUCGCGGUACAACUCAACCAGGGCUAAGCCAGAAAUAAAUCAGCAUGACGUAGAGGACUCGAUGGGCCGAAUGGUCUAAUUCUGCUUCUGCGUCUGAUGGUCCAAUGGAUCUUUUGCGAGAAUGUGACAAAUGCGCACACGAUCAUUCGAUCUUGCUGUUAGUCUAAUGGGACUGUUACCUGCGGGGGGCGCUCUAGUAUGGCGCGGGAUUUCGAGUGCACAUGUGUCUUGGUGGACCCAUUUGGUUCCUCCCGCAUUGGAAAAUGCUGCGUGUUACCAUAACAUAACUCAGUAAAAAUG